This is a messenger RNA of Engraulis encrasicolus (European anchovy), 1452 nucleotides long. Its product is annotated as meprin A subunit beta-like. NCBI's taxonomy places the organism in Eukaryota, Metazoa, Chordata, Actinopteri, Clupeiformes, Engraulidae. Gene Ontology annotation, biological process: proteolysis. The record is from RefSeq and is a predicted model, not a curated record. Gene Ontology annotation, molecular function: zinc ion binding; protein binding; metalloendopeptidase activity. Bases 1 to 1452 code for a protein of 483 amino acids. The transcript has 8 exons. Gene Ontology annotation, cellular component: membrane.
AUGACAGUGAAAACAUUUGGUGCACCUUGGGUCGAUGAAGAGUUGAAAAAAUACAUGUCCAGGAGGAACCAGGCUAAGAAACUAUCAAUCAACACAAAAAAUAUGAAUGCAAGAGGAGUGAUUUUGAGAGCCUUCGAGCAGUUCCGACUGAAAACAUGCAUUGACUUCAGGCCCAAACUGCAGGGGAAAAAUGAGCAACACAUUGCGAUCAAGAAGGACCUAAGGUUUUGGUCUCAUGUAGGAAAAGAGGAGUGGAAACAGGAUUUGUCCAUUGGCUCUGACUGUGAUACUGUUGGUACAGUGGAACAUGAACUCUUGCAUGCUCUGGGUUUCUGGCAUGAGCAGUCCAGAUAUGACCGGGAUGAUUAUAUUACAAUUAACUGGAAAAACAUUGAAUCAGGUGAGGAGCAUAAUUUUGAAAUCAGGACCAAUGAUACGAACAGCACCAUGGGCACACCAUACGACUACUCGUCCAUCAUGCACUACCCCAAGGAUGGAUUGGCCGAUGGCAAUGGACCUACAAUCAUCACAAAACUGCCACAGUAUCAAGAUGUGAUUGGUCAACGACGUGACAUGAGCCAUUAUGAUGUAGAAGAACUCAACAAGUUCUACGGAUGUACUGAUUCCAUCUCCUUUGUGGAGCACUGCAGCUUUGACGAUGAGGGAAUGUGUGGGAUGACGGUCUGCUCCAGGGGUACAGCUGAAUGGGUGAGAGUGAGAAGAACUCAUGGAGGUCCCCAAUCUGACCACACUCAACUAGGCACUGACAAACAGGGUUUCUUCAUGCACUUCAGCACCAAGCGAGGGACAAUGGGAAACUCUGCCAUAUUUCCGACCAGGAGGAUGACUCCCAAGAGAAGCUGCAAGGUUCAGUGUCUUGAGUUCUUCUACUACAAUACUGGGAGUGAGUCUGACCAGCUCAACAUCUGGAUAAGAGAGUUUGAUAAUGAUGACGACAUCAAGGGAACCCGAAGACUCAUAGGACAGAUAAAAGGAUCCCCAGCUGAUUACUGGCAGCUCCACCAUGUUCCUCUGGACGCCUCCAAGACCUUCCAGGUGGAGUUUGAGGGCCGCAAGGGAUCAGGGUCUUCAAGCGGGGGUUUCUCUGUGGACGACAUCAACCUCUCAGAGACUGAAUGUCCCCAUCACACAUGGCACGGGAGGGACUUUGAAAGGCUGUUAAAAGCCAGCAGGAAUGUAACUGUACUCGCCAGCCCAGCGUAUUAUUCCCAUGAAGGCUAUCGAUAUAAACUAUCAUUAGUAUUUCCUCAAGAUUACCUUUUUGUCUUUGUCCGCUUGGUCUCUGGUGUCCAUGAUGCUCGAUUGAAGUGGCCUUGUCACCAGAGACAGGUGACAAUUACAGUGUUGGACCAAAAUCCACACAUGCAGAGGCGCAUGUCGAAACAAAAGAGCAUCACUUCAAAUGCAUCACGGUUGAACUUUGAAGUUUAG